CUUUCGGUUUAUUAAGGAAAAUGGCGGAUGAAGAAUUAGAACUUGACUCAGAAGGAGACAGUUGUACUGGUCUUGGAGGAAGGAGUGUGAAGAAAAAUAUAGCAAUAAAACUAAAGCAGCCAUCAAGACCAAGAGGUCGUCCCAGGAAAACAUCAGCACCACCUAAACAGAAAAAGGUCCAAGUUGUGGAAGAAAAAGAAGAAUUUGGAGAAGAUGACCUAAUAGAACCUCCAAUAUUUAAACAAGGACCAGGAGAACCAUUGCACCAGAAUGGUCAUCUGAAGUGGAAUAGCAAAGUAAACCUGAUUGGAGAAAAAGUAGUGGAUCCAUUGAUUCACUGCUGUGAACUUUGUCAUGUCCCAAUACUUUUGUAUGGAAGGAUGAUUCCAUGCAAGCAUGUAUUCUGUCUAGAUUGUGCACGAAAAACUGAUAAGAUGUGUAGCAGAUGUGAUGAACCAGUCCAAAGAAUUGAACAGUCAGCCUUAGGGACUGUGUAUGUCUGUAGUUAUGGAGGAGCCAAACAUGGAGCAGCAGGAUGUCGUAGAACUUACCUAUCACAGCGAGACUUACAGGCUCAUGUAAACCAUCGUCAUUUGAAGGAAGCUGCAGAAAAUGCAAAAUCAUCUACACCUAAAGAAUCUGUGAAAUCAUCAGUUAAAACUUCAUCUCAGCAUGAAAUGUAUUCAUCAGUCAGAAAUGAUGGAGAUGCUAGCUCUAGACCCCCUCUUCAAGGAGAGUCAUACCCACGUAGGUCCGAGGAAGUUAGAGGCCAGAGCCAGCCCCUAGUAGUACCUACACAUCUCCCUCCUCCUACUCUGCCACAAACAAUGGGAGGUAUCCAUCAACCUCCUCUAAUUUCACAGCCUUUACAACAGCCACCUACACAAUCACAGAUCGAAGGUUAUCAGGCUAAUAUAGCAAUGAUGCAACAAGGACGAAGUAACCUAAUUUCUAUACCUAUACAUGAGGACACAGACUAUAGAAGGCAGAACUAUCUGAAUGCACCAAUGGGCAUGCCAGCUGUGACAUUUCAAACAUCAUUGCCACCUCCUGGCAUGCCACCACCAAUGUUUUCCCAGUCAACUGCCAUGCAUCAAGGACCUCCUUGCUCAUACACUGCUCCUCCGUUAAAUCUUGGGCCAUUAUCAAGAUUUUCAUCCCCUCCAACCAUAAUGACAACAUCUGGACUUAAUCUAUCUAUGUCGCAGCCACCACCAAUUAUGCAUCCUGGUGGUCCACCGCCACAACAUAUAUCAAUGGCAGGAAGUGCUGCUCCUCCCCAAAGAUUUUCAUCUCCUCAUGGACAUUUUGAUGAUAGUACUUCAAAGCCUCAGUUUGGACAGCAAUCUGGGCAUGGUACACGAGGACCAUGGCCUGGACCACCACCUCAGUCGCAAGGUGCUGGACCAUUAGGUCCUCAACAACAAAGACCACAGUCUGAUUCUUACAGAUACUUUUAAGAUGUUAGUUUGUGAAGUAUUUUUUGUUUAUAUAUAUUUGUUUUUUGUAUAUCUGUUCUUCAGUAUAAAAAUGUUCAAAAAGUACCAAAAGAUUGGAAAUUACAGCUUAUUUAUCAUUUUAAAUGAACGAAAAGUUUAGUGAAAUCAUUGAUUUGUUUUAAGUAUAGUCUCAAUUAUUAACAAAUUUACUUUAAGAACGAGGAAGUUCUUUCUGUUCAACAACAUGAGUUUAAUUUGACAUGUUCUUUCUGUUCAGCAACAUCAGUGUAAUUUGAUGUGUUCUUUCUAUUCUACAACAUGAUGUGAUUAAACUUGCUCUUUCUGUUUAGCAAAAUGAGUGUACCAUCAACAACAUGAAUGUUAUUUGACGUUUUGUUUAUGUUCAGCUGCAUGAGUGCAAUUUGACAUGUCCUUUCUGUUCAGCAACUUGAGUGUAAUUUGACAUGUUCUUUCUGUUUGUUCAGCUACAUGAGUGUAAUUUGACAUGUCCUUUCUGAUCUGCAACAAGGAUAUUAUUUUACAUAAGCUUUCUGUUCAGCAACAUGAGCUUAAUUUGACAUGACCUUUCUUUUCAGCAACAAGAAUGUUGUUUUACAUGACUUAUUUCUGUUCAUUAGCAUGAGUGUAAUUUGGUAUGUCUUUUCUGUUCAACAACAUGAGUUUAAUUUGACGUGUCCUCUCAGUUAAGCAAAAUGAGAAUUGUUUAUAAUAGUACAGGGCAUUAUGUUAUCUGGUCUGUGUGUCAAUCUUUAUUCCCUCUAUCUGUUAGUCAAUCCAACUAGUUUUUAGUUAAAGUAGUUUAUUAUCAAAUUUUGGUCACAUCAACUUUAAACUUAGUACAGGUGUUUAUUAUGAUGUAAACUCUUCAACAAAUAUAUCAAAAUAGGGUUUUGAUCAAGAUAUUGUAGUUCACUGACCAUGGACAUGCGAUAGUGGGAGCAGAGCAAUGGUGUACUAUGGAUAUAUAUUCUUGUUUUACUAAGUCUUAUCAGUUAAACAAAAUGAGAAUGAUUUGACAUGUCCUUUAAAGUCUGAAAAAAAGAUUCACUGUAUCUAAAAAAAAUUAUUACAUGUUAGAAAAUUUGAAACAUAUUGUUAAACUUUAUUUGUAUAAUCUCCCAGGAUGAAUUCUUAUAAAACCCACAUAUUUAUCAGCUGUUGCAUUAAGGAUUUUGAUAAAAUGUUGAGUUGUUUGGUGUGAGCAAAUUUAAGAUCUGUUGGGCAUUCAUCUUGGUUUGACUUUACUUUGAAUUUAUAUUAUACCCUUACAAGUCUGGAAUUUUUGUCAAUGUUUUGGGUAGGGUUAUACUUUGCACGAUGUUGCUUUUUUUUUUAUUGAAUGACUAAAUUUUGGAAAAUUGAACAUUCUUUUGAUAUUAAAUAUAAAUGAUAUAACUUG
This is a messenger RNA of Mytilus californianus (California mussel), 2859 nucleotides long. RefSeq names its product E3 ubiquitin-protein ligase Hakai-like. Bases 21 to 1460 code for a protein of 479 amino acids. Gene Ontology annotation, molecular function: ubiquitin protein ligase activity. Gene Ontology annotation, biological process: protein ubiquitination; regulation of cell adhesion. Lineage: Eukaryota; Metazoa; Mollusca; Bivalvia; Mytilida; Mytilidae. The transcript has 6 exons. The record is from RefSeq and is a predicted model, not a curated record.